Messenger RNA from Solanum verrucosum, 1176 nucleotides. RefSeq names its product putative late blight resistance protein homolog R1A-3. The record is from RefSeq and is a predicted model, not a curated record. Lineage: Eukaryota; Viridiplantae; Streptophyta; Magnoliopsida; Solanales; Solanaceae. Gene Ontology annotation, biological process: defense response to other organism. The transcript has 3 exons. The coding region runs from base 1 to 1176 and encodes 391 amino acids.
AUGGGGAUGUUUCCAGAGGACGCAAUAAUUCCAGUGUAUAAAUUGGCAAGUUUAUGGACCGCGGAAGGAUUCGUGCUAGAUAUUGAAUCUGCUGAAGAUUACUUGAUGGAUCUCAUCCACAGUAAUGUGGUAAUGGUUUUAAAGAGAGAAUAUAACGAAAAAGUCAAAUACUGCCAGGUUCAUGAUGUAGUGCUUCACUUUUGCUUGGAGAAGAGUAGAAAAGAAAAUUUUAUGCUGGCAGUGAAGGGGCAUGGUUGCCAGUUUCAAUCUUUGGAUUGGAAGGGAAGUCGAGUGAGCUUCAGUUUCAGUGAAGAGCUUUCCAAGUUUGCAUCUCUGGUCUCCAAAACACGGAAGCCUUUCCACCAACACUUGAGGUCAUUGAUAACGACCAAUCAAAGAGAUUCUAUUGGUGUGAUUCCCGUCUGUCAGAUUAAUGAAUUGCGACUUCUUAAAGUCUUGGAUUUGAGUUCUUAUUAUGUGGAGUCUUUGUGGUUAGCUAGAUUAAACCCACUUAAUCAGCUGAAGUACCUCGCAGUUUGGGCAGGUACUUUCUAUUUUGAUCCACAAUCACAUCUGCCCCAUAUAGAAACUUUAAUUGUGACGAGUUGUUUUUAUGAUGUACUGUUACCAGUGUCUUUUUGGGAAAUGGAAAAAUUAAGGCAUGUUCAUUUUGCUGGCGCUGGUUUUGAUAAGCAGGGACUUUUUGAAGGAUCCUCUAAAUUGGAAAAUUUGAGGAUAUUAAAGGAAAUUGAGGAAUUUCCAAUUGAUUGGCUGGAUGUGUUAUCAAGGAGGUGUCCUAAUCUUCAACAACUUCAAAUCACAUUUGAGGAUGAUGAAGAGCCUUUUUGUCCCAAAUUGGAGAGUCUUACCCAGCUUCAAGAACUUCAACUUUCCUUUGUGCAUCCCCGCAUUCUAUCCGGGUUACAGUUGCCUUCAAAUUUAAACAAAUUGGUACUUAAAGGAAUUCAUAUAGAAAGUGCUAUUUCCUUCAUUGCGGAACUACCAAGCCUGGAGUAUCUCCAAUUACUAGAUGUGUGUUUUCCUCAAUCAGAAGAGUGGUGCCUUGGAGAUAUCACAUUCCAUAAACUUAAGUCGUUGAAACUGGUGCAGUUAAAUAUCUCAAAGUGGGAUGCCUCGGAGGAAUCAUUUCCCUUGCUUGAAACACUUCUUUGCUGA